GGCAGGCAGGGAGGGACAGACGGAGCUGCUCCUUGCUGCUCUCUCCUCCCUUUGAGCUUCCUAGUGCUCUGCCUGUGUGGGGGCCUGAGGAAUGGGGACUAGGGGAUGGACGCUCUCCACCUUCCUGGGAUGCUGCGUCUGGAUUCUGCAUGGGCUUGGGGCUGCUGCUGCCCCUGUCACUACUGAGGGGCCCUUUACUGUGGGGACAGCUUUUCCCAUCAGAGCAGAGAAUGAAGGGCCCAGUGCCCUGGUGACGGGCACUGCGGACACAAGCACCACGGCGGCUGAUGCUGAGAUAGACGAGAGCAUCUUCACGAGGAGCCCACUGAGUUUGACCUUCCCUCCCAGGACCGAGCUGGACUCUUUUGUGACUGCGAUGAGUGAAUAUGGCUCUACAGUGCCAACCUUGAUGAAUGUGACCAAGCCUCUUAACACAUCUCAGGGUAUUGAGGGGAGGUUGGCUGCUUCCACUACAGCCACAACCGCUGCUGCUAUCACUGCACAACACCCUGCUGUCACCCCAGAAGCAGAGCAUGAGGUAAUAGAGGCCACUCCUGAUCCCACCCUAGACAUCAACCCAGAUGUGAAGGAAGACAUCCCUGCAGCUGUGACCAGAGGAGAAGAAGACAUAGACCUCACCACUGGCAAUAUGUCCUACCCUACCACCCCUCCACCAGCAGAUGCCUGGGUGCCACAGCCAACUGCUGGCAGCCCCGUGGGUGUCAGUGUCACUGUGCUACCAAGCCAAGGGCUGACCACAGCCGUGGGAGCAGUUGAGGAAGUCGUAACUCUGUCUGCAUCUGUCCAAAGUGGAGCCAAUGCCAACUCCUUAAGUCCCAGCCCCAGCACUGAGGAGCUGCUUACGACCCAGCAGGGUGGAGUGGUGAGCAGGGUUGAGGGCACUAACCCAGAGACAGCAGAAGAAAUGGUCCCAGCUGCUGAGGAAAGUCCCUUUGCUUCAGAGUCUGGAGAUGCAGGAGAUACAACGAAUGGUGAAUUCAGCACAGCCAGUUCAUCUCACCUACCUCCAGAGAGCCCAGUGAUGUCAGAAACAGUGGGAAACCCUGGAGAGCCCUCCUUCCUCCCUGGCCACGCAGUGCUGAACCCAGACGCUUCGCUGGCACCGUCCACAGGGAAUGGAGAUGGGCAGGGAGUGUCAUCAGAAACUUCUGGUUCAGCUCUGUCACCUGCAGCCAGUGAGGCACCAGUGGCACCCGAGGAAACAGAGGACACUGCCACAACACUGUUGGCCCCAGAGGUUCCCACUUAUGCACAGAGUGAUAUGAAUCUCCCAACCGUGGCCACUGUGCUGCCCACAGGAGACAUGGGGGCUGUGGGUCUGGACAAUCCAUCCCUGCAGCCUGACCCAUGGCAGACCUUCACUGGAGAACAGCCACCACUGCUUCCUGAUGCUCUGACGGACACCCCCAGUGCUCCUGGGGCUGCUUACCCACUCCCAGGGGCUGAAGCCAACACCCUGUCUGCAGCUGAUGGUGCAGCAGAGACACCAUCCAGCCCCAACCUCACUACUGCCCCAGAAGCACCCAUGUCUCCAUCUCUUGGAGAGUCACAGCCAGGAGGGAUGCCAGAUGGACCUCCCCAAGAAUCUGAUGGACCUGACACUGGCUUGAGUUCAGAUUCAGAUGCCUCUAGCCCAGCCCCCUUUGUACCUGAUGGACUGGCAUGGCCCACUGCUGGGGUCCAGGGUCAGGGAGCUCAGGGGGCAGAGGACAUGGCACAGACAGGAGGUCCAGGGGAUGGCAGUCCCUAUACAGACACCCAGAGUGACAUAAGCCUUUCAGACACCCAGCCCUCAGCCUCUUCUGCUAAUAAUGGAGAGCUGCUGGCUGGAGGAACAGGAGAUUUGGCAAGUGCUGGGCAGUUGCCUCCAUCAGCUCUUGGGGAUGGAACAGGAGCAGGAGAUGCCUCAGCACUGGGAGAAGCGUCCUCACCUGGUUCUGUACCUCCCAGCAGUGCUGGAAUUGAGCCCGAUCUCUCAGGGGCUGAAGGACCAGUGGACCUGCCCAAUGAAUCUACCAGUGGUCCUGGGGCUGUUUACCCACUCCCGGGGGCUGUGUCUGGCCCUGCAUCUGAGACAGAGACACCAGUGAGCUCCAACCUCAGUGGUGCCCAGGGAGCACCUGGCUCUCCAUCCUUUGGUGGGUCGCAGCCAUGGGGAACAGCAACUGGUGCUCCCCAGGGAGCUGGUCUCUCUGGAGGUGAAGGACCAGACUCUGGCUUGUCUUCGUCAGGAGAUGCCCCCAGCUCAGCAGUUCAUGGACUGGCAGGACCCCCAUCACCUGCCCUUGAGGACCAGCUUGGCACAAACCUGGGGCUGCCAGCAGCUGGAGGGCCUGGAGUGGGCACAGCAGAGCAGGCACUGGAAGGAGCAGGCAGUGGGAUUGAUUCUGAGCCGUCCCUGAGCUCCACUGCAGGCAGUGGGAUGGUAGCUGGGAUAGAUCAACUUCCCGGUGAAGGUUCCUCAUCCGGUUCUGCCUUUCCCAGUGAUGUGGUGGCAGCACCUUCUGUUUCAAGGGGUGAUGAAGCAGGACCCAUCUCAGGUGCACCCCUUGGCCCUAACAGCCUGUCCUCGGCCUCUCCGGCCAGUGAAACUGGCCCAGGGAUUGGUCUGGUGGAGGGGGCAGAGAGUGGAGGGGAUGUGGCACAGGCUGGAAACCCAGAAAGUCCCUACAUAGAGACAAAUCCUUCAGCCUUCAACCCUCAGCAGGACCCCGCUAACACCAGAGAGCUGCCAGCAGGAGAAACAGGGGCUCUGGUGAAUACUGAGCAGUCCCCUCCACCAGCUCUCGGGGUCGGAACAGCAGCAGGAGAUGCCCUGGCACUGGGAGAAGUGUCCUCACCUGGUUCUGUACCUCCCAGCAGUGCUGGAAUGGAGCCUGAUCUCUCAGGGGCUGAAGGACCAGUGGACCUGCCCAGUGAAUCUACCAGUGGUCCUGGGGCUGUUUACCCACUCCCGGGGGCUGUGUCUGACCCUGCAUCUGAGACAGAGACACCAGCAAGCCCCAACCUCAAUGGUGCCCAGGGAGCACCUGGCUCUCCAUCCUUUGGUGGGUCACAGCCAUGGGGAACAGCAACUGGUGCUCCCCAGGGAUAUGGUCUCCCUGGAGCUGAAGGACCAGACUCUGGCUUGUCUUCGUCAGGAGAUGCCCCCAGCUCAGCAGUUCAUGGACUGGUAGGACCCCCAUCACCUACCCUUGAGGACCAGCUUGGCACAAACCUGGGGCUGCCAGCAGCUGGAGGGCCUGAAGUGGGCACAGCAGAGCAGGCACUGGAAGGAGCAGGCAGUGGGAUUGAUUCUGAGCCAUCCCUGAGCUCCACUGCAGGCAGUGGGAUGGCAGCUGGGAUAGAUCAACUUCCUGGUGAAAGUUCUUCAUCUGGUCCUGCAUCUCCCAGUGGUGUGGUGGCAGCACCUUCUGUUUCAAGGGGUGAUGAAGCAGGACCCAUCUCAGGUGCAGCCCCUGGUCCUGACAGCCUGUCCUCGGCCUCUCCGGCCAGUGAAACUGGCCCAGGGCUUGGUCUGGUGGAGGGGGCAGAGAGUGGAGGGGAUGUGGCACAGGCUGGAAACCCAGAAAGUCCCUACAUGGAGACAAAUCCUUCAGUUUUCAGCCCUCAAGAAGAUCAACUGCCUGGUGCAGGUUCCUCAUCUGGUCCUGCCCCUCCCAGUGGUGAGGUCGCAGCAUCCUCUGUUUCAGAUCCAUCCAGCCAGAGUGCACUUGGAGGAGAGGGCAAUGCUCCUGAGGCUCUUCAGCCUUCCCUGGAUGUUCCUGGGGUUCCUGCUGCUGCAGGAGAAGGGGCAAGUGAAAUGGCUGGUAACGGAGAGUCCAUGGGGCAGUCCCAGGCUCCUACUGGAAAUGGACCAGCUGGUUCAGGAACCCCUGAUGAAGAUAUGGGAGAUGUGUUGCAGUCUGUAUCUUCUUCCUCAUCUACAGAGGGAUCUUCAUUGCCUGGGAGGACUGAUGAGGCUGUUAGCAAAGCAAGUCUUCCUGGAGCUGAUGGAGCCGAUGGUGGCUUGAAUACAGGCUUGGGGGCCACUGGCCCCCAGGAAGCCCCUGUGUCUGUCCCUGGCAUCCAAAGUAGUGCCAAUAUUGAACUUUCUGAUGGAAAACAGCUGCUUCUCUGCUUCUCCCUGAGCAUGGGCUGAGCUCGGGGCUGGCACCCAAUGGAGACACCCACUCUGCCCCUGGCACCCAGAGUGGGAGCAGACCCCUGGUGCCAGGGGCACCGUCUGGGCUGGCAGGAGAGUCUGGAGGCAUUUCUUGGUCUCUUGAAGAUGAGUUGGCCUCAGGGAUGCCAGCACCUUUGGGAGAAGCAUCCCCCCAUGCUCCCAUAUCCCCCAACACUGCCCCUGUGCUACCUUCUGCUCCACAGAGAGGA
Manacus vitellinus (golden-collared manakin) is the source of this 4395-nucleotide messenger RNA. Its product is annotated as collagen alpha-1(I) chain-like. The record is from RefSeq and is a predicted model, not a curated record. NCBI's taxonomy places the organism in Eukaryota, Metazoa, Chordata, Aves, Passeriformes, Pipridae. Bases 92 to 4162 code for a protein of 1356 amino acids. The transcript has 3 exons.